UGCGACAGAGCCACACACCCAGCCGGCCGCCGGCCCGGGCUCCCUCACACCCGCCGGUCUGCCCUGCACAUUGUCGCUGGUCCCACCGUUCUCGGGACCCGCCAGCCUGUUGCUGCCGAGAGGGACGGACAGCUGGGCCAACAGGUGGGCAGGCCUGAGCUCAGCCCCCAGGCCCCCUCCCCGCCCCGCAUGCCAGCCGGCCACCCAGGCCCGGGCUCCUGCGGCCUCCUAGACAGGUCUCGGACAUGGAGGAGCUGACCAUCUGGGAGCAGCACACGGCCACGGUCUGCAAGGACCCCCGCCGUGGCUUUGGCAUUGCCAUCUCUGGCAGCCGGGACCGGUCCAGUGGCGCGGUGGUCAUUUCCGAUGUGGUGCCUGGAGGGCCGGCCGAGGGCAGGCUGCAGACUGGGGACCAGAUCGUCAUGGUCAACGGGGUCUCCAUGGAGAACAUGACCUCCAGUUUCGCCAUUCAGAUCCUUAAGACGGGCACCAAGGUGGCCAACAUUACGGUGAAGCGACCCCGGAAAAUCCAGCUGCCCGCCACCGGGGCCGGAGGGGCCGGCCUGGGACACCAGGACUCGGACGACGAGGCCGACCGCGGCCGGGGCUACGACGGGGACACAUCCAGCGGCUCCGGCCACUCCUGGGGCGAGCGCUCCCGCCGGCCGAGGGGGGGUCGCCGGAGCCGGGCCGGUGGCUCCGAGGCCAAUGGGCUGGCCCUGGUGUCCGGCUUCAAGCGGCUGCCGCGGCAGGACGUGCAGAUGCGGCCCGUGAAGUCGGUGCUGGUGCGGAGGACGGACAGUGACGAGUUCGGGGUCAAACUGGGCAGUCAGAUCUUCAUCAAACACAUCACGGAUUCGGGGCUGGCUGCGCGGAACCGCGGGCUGCGGGAGGGGGACCUCGUCCUACAGAUCAACGGGGUGUCCAGUGAGAAUCUGUCGCUGAGCGAUACUCGGCGACUGAUCGAGAAGUCGGAAGGGAAGCUCACCCUGCUGGUGCUCCGAGACCGAGGGCAGUUCCUGGUGAACAUCCCGCCGGCCGUCAGUGACAGCGACAGCUCCCUCAUGGAGGACAUCUCGGAACUCGGCUCAGAGGUGUCUCAGGUGCCGCCCUCCCACAUCCCGCCGCCACCCCGGCACGGGCGGUGGAGCCCAGAUGGCAGCCGAUCCAACUCCCCUGUGGAGAGCCCCCGGCUUCGGCGGGAAGGUUCCGGGGACUCCAGAAGCAUCUCAGAACCAGACUCCGCCAGGCCGCGCAGCUAUGACAUCUACAGGGUCCCGAGCACUCAGAGUGUGGAGGACCGUGGGUACAGCCCCGACUCUCGGGUGAUCCGCUUCUGCAAGGGCGCGAGCAUCGGGCUGCGGCUGGCGGGGGGCAACGACGUGGGCAUCUUCGUGUCGGGGGUGCAGGCUGACAGCCCGGCCGACGGGCAGGGCAUCCAGGAAGGCGACGAGAUUCUGCAGGUGAAUGACACGCCGUUCCGGAACCUGACCCGCGAGGAGGCCGUGCAGUUCCUGCUGGCGCUGCCGCCCGGCGAGGAGGUGGAGCUGGUGACACAGCGGAAGCAGGACAUCUUCCGGAAAAUGGUGCAGUCCCGUGUGGGCGACUCCUUCUACAUCCGCACCCACUUCGAGCUGGAGGCCAGCCCGCCGUCCUGCCUGGGCUUCACCCGGGGGGACGUCUUCCACGUGGUGGACACGCUAUACCCGGGCCCCGGGCAGAGCCACUCCCGUGGAGGCCACUGGCUGGCGGUGCGCGUGGGCCGGGACCUCCGGGAGCAGGAGCGGGGCAUCAUUCCCAACCAAAGCAGGGCGGAGCAGCUGGCCAGUCUGGAGGCGGCCCAGCGGGCCCUGGGGACGGGGCCCGGCGCCACAGCGGCCUCCAACACGCGGGCCGAGUUCUGGCGGCUGCGGGGUCUUCGUCGGGGCGCCAAGAGGACGACCCAGCGGAGCCGAGAGGACCUGUCUGCUCUGACCAAGCAGGGUCACUACCCACCGUACGAACGCGUGGUGCUGAGAGAAGCCAGCUUCAAGCGCCCCGUGGUGAUCCUGGGACCCGUGGCAGACAUCGCUAUGCAGAAGCUGACUGCUGAGAUGCCUGACGAGUUUGAAAUCGCAGAGAGCGUGUCGAGGACGGACAGCCCCUCGAAGGUCAUCAAGCUGGACACCGUGCGGGUCAUCGCCGAGAAGGACAAGCACGCGCUCCUGGACGUGACCCCCUCGGCCAUCGAGCGCCUCAACUACGUGCAAUACUACCCGAUCGUCGUCUUCUGCGUCCCCGAGAGCCGCGCGGCCCUCAAGGCGCUGCGCCGGUGGCUGGCCCCCGCCUCCCGCCGCAGCACGCGCCGCCUCUACGCGCAGGCGCAGAAGCUGCGCAAGCAUAGCGACCACCUGUUCACAGCCACCGUCCCCCUGCGCGGCACGAGCGACGCCUGGUUCCAGGAGCUCAAGGGCAUCAUCCGCGAGCAGCAGACGCGGCCCAUCUGGACGGCCGAGGACCAGCUGGACGGCUCCUCCGACGACAACCUGGACCUCCCGCUGCGCGGCCUGGGCGACAGCUCGGCGGACCUGAGCUGCGACAGCCGGGUCAACAGCGACUACGAGACGGACGGCGAGGGCGGCGUCUACACGGACGGCGUCUACACAGACGGCGACUACACGGACGGCGAGGGUGGGCGGCACACGGACGGGGACGAGGAGCCCCCCGUGCCGGCCCUGGCUCGGUCCUCGGAGCCCGUGCUGGCGGACGAGCCCCCGAGCCCGCGGGGUCACCGGGCGGCCCAGGUGGACAGCCGCCACGUGCAGGCUCCGAGGCGACAGGACAGCAUGCGGAUGUAUGAGCAGGAAGCUUUGCGGAAGAAGUUCACACGAGCGCGAGACGUGGAGUCCUCCGAUGAAGAAGGCUACGCCUGGGGCCCGGCCACCGAUCUGUGACCCCUCCCUGGAGCUGGGCCUCAGUUUCCCAUCCAGGACCCGGACCCCUGCCUCCUUCCCCGUGGUGUUUAAUAAAUGGAGUAUUUUCGCA
Messenger RNA from Equus caballus (horse), 3024 nucleotides. RefSeq names its product tight junction protein 3 (gene TJP3). Gene Ontology annotation, molecular function: cell adhesion molecule binding. Gene Ontology annotation, cellular component: bicellular tight junction; plasma membrane. The record is from RefSeq and is a predicted model, not a curated record. Lineage: Eukaryota; Metazoa; Chordata; Mammalia; Perissodactyla; Equidae. Gene Ontology annotation, biological process: establishment of endothelial intestinal barrier; cell-cell junction organization; positive regulation of blood-brain barrier permeability.